Penicillium lagena is the source of this 1497-nucleotide messenger RNA. RefSeq names its product S-adenosylmethionine-dependent methyltransferase. Bases 1 to 1497 code for a protein of 498 amino acids. Gene Ontology annotation, molecular function: protein binding. The record is from RefSeq and is a predicted model, not a curated record. NCBI's taxonomy places the organism in Eukaryota, Fungi, Ascomycota, Eurotiomycetes, Eurotiales, Aspergillaceae. The transcript is spliced from 3 exons. Gene Ontology annotation, cellular component: nucleus.
AUGUCAUCCUCUCCAUCCAUACCAACUCUCUCCACCAAGACAGCCUCGCGUAGUGCUGGCAAUGGCAUGGGAAAUGGCCUAUUCGCAACAGGCGACAUCAACACUGGCGAGAACGUGCUGCAUGUCAAAUCGCCCUUUGUGGCUGUUCUCGAUACGCCCCGUCUAGAGGAUACAUGCUCUGCGUGCUUUGGGAGGAGGCAACUAGAUGGCGUUACUGAGUUGAAGGGGUGUACAGGGUGUCGAGUUGUCAAGUAUUGUGAUAGGACCUGCCAAGCAAAAGACUGGAAAUUUGCACAUUCCAUCGAAUGCUCCAUUUUCCAGACUCAAAAGCCGAAGAUUCUACCGAACAAUGCGCGGGCCAUAUUGCGCAUGGUGCAUCGUGCCCAGCGGCACAAGUAUCAUUCUGAGGAGAUGGAUCUCUUCUCGAACCUCGAGACUCACCUUGCUCAGAUCCAGCAGGAUGAAGAGCAUAUAGGUCGGAUUACUAUGAUCGCAAAGGCUGUUAAAGCGUGUGCUAAAGCUGAUUUGGAUGAGGAUGCUAUUGCGCAAUAUGCUGCGAAGCUGGAUGUCAACUCUUUCAAUCUCACAACAUUCACCUACGACCGCGUCGGACUCUACAUGCAUCCCUACGCAGCACUGAUCAACCACAGCUGCGACUUCAACGCCGUCGUCGGAUUCGAUGGUGACGAGCUCUUCGUCAAAGCCAUCCGGCCAAUCAAGAAAGAUGAACAGAUCUUCAUCUCCUACGUCGACGUCACGAAUCCCACCUCCCAGCGCCGGAAGGAGCUAUCAGAGAGAUAUUUCUUUGACUGCUACUGUCCCAAAUGCACGGCCGAAGAAACCGAGAUCCGCGAGACAUCUGAACAGCUUCGCCAGGAAGAAACAGACGCUCUGGAAGCAGCACAGAAACAAGCCGCAGAACUCUUCCAAAACCCCACCACAGACUCAGAUGCGUCAUCCGAAACAAUUGAAAAGCUCGAACGCUUCCUACACAUCUUCCACGAAACGACCAUCUGGCCUCUCCACCGCCAACCCUACCCCUCCAUCCGAGACUCAUUGAUCCUCUCCCUCUUAUCCGCAGGAAACUUCCCGCGAGCGUUCCUCCACGCUGCAAUCCGGUACACAAAAAUAGACCCCCAGCUCUACAGCGAUGCUCAUCCAAUGCGCCACCUGCACGCCUGGGUCGUGGCAAAACUAGCUAUUUACCUCUCACAGGGCUACCAGCCCACUCCCCAAGACUUCAAGGAUCCAAUCCCGCUGCACGAGUUCGGGUUCAAUUUCCACUAUAUCAUCUGGUACGUCCUGGCAGACUUGACUAGUAAGCAAGUGGAAAGCUGCACGGUGCCUAGCUUUAAGAAGCUUGUUGUUUCGAAUUUUGCGACAGUUGAUGAGGAGUUUAAAAGGAAUGGUAUUGAUCCGAGGAAUGCCAAGGGUGCCGUUUCGGCGGAGUGGACGAAGUUUGAGGCGUUGGUUAGGAGGGCUUUGGAGAAGGAGUAG